Molecule: messenger RNA, 639 nt
Organism: Prosopis cineraria
Lineage: Eukaryota; Viridiplantae; Streptophyta; Magnoliopsida; Fabales; Fabaceae
Exons: 1
Coding region: 1-639 (212 amino acids)
Molecular function (GO): nucleic acid binding; RNA-DNA hybrid ribonuclease activity
Source: RefSeq, a predicted model, not a curated record
AUGCAAAAAUCAGUCAAAGGUAGUGCGAUAGUGGAUCACUUCGCCAAUAAUCCUUUAAGGGAUGACCAAUUAUUAGAUUUUAAAUUUCCUGAUGAAGGCAUAUGCACUGCAGAAGAAGAUUGUGAUGAAGGAAAUGAUGAAAAGCAAGAAUGGGAAAUGUAUUUUGAUGGAGCCGCCAACAUGCAUGGAAAUGGGGUAGGAGCGGUGAUUGUUUCACUAGAGGGGAAACAAUUUCCAGUGGCCAUUAAAUUAGAAUUUGAUUGCACUAAUAACAUAGUAGAAUAUGAAGCUUGUGUUAAUGGUCUUCGAGCAGUUACUACCCUUGGCAUACGAUGUUUGAAGGUGUUUGGUGAUUCAAUUCUCAUUAUUCAUCAAGUAACGAGAGAAUGGAGAAUAAAGGAUGUAAAAUUGAUUCCCUAUCAAGAACUCUUAACAGAUUUGAUUAAGCAAUUUGAGGUUGUUAGCUUUCAUCACUUGACUCAAAAUAAAAAUCAUUUUGCUAAUGCUUUGGCCACUUUAAUAGAAAUGAUUCAACUUGAUUAUGGAGUCCAUGUCCAACCCAUUCGAGUAGAAGUUAGAAGCUUUCCAGCAUAUUGUCUGAAUGUUGAACAAGAUCAAGAAGAACAUCCUUGGUUCUAG